GGUGUCCUAAAGAUGUUUCACAUUUUUAGUUUUAAGUAAUUUAUAAUAUACAAAAUGGGACAACGGGAUACUAAAGUUAAAGGAUUUAUUUAUUUCGCAGCAAUUUCCACUUCAUUAACAACUUUUUCAACUGGUGUAUGCUUCGUUUGGACAUCCCCAAUUAUCCCGAAGUUUCAGUCUGAAGAUGUAGAACUAAAUCCGAUCGGAAGGCCGGUAACAAUAACGGAGUCAGCUUGGAUAGUUGCAGCUAUGACUUUGGGAUUGAUGAUCGGGCCAAUUUUAGCAGUAUUAGCUUUAAGGUUCAGCACUAAGAAAACGGUUUUAUUAUUAGCAGUCGGACCUAUAUUAUUUGGACACAUUACUUGCAUUUUUGCCAAUAAAGCAAAUUUGUUCAUAUUUGCUAGGAUCUUAAUGGGAAUUGGCUCGGGAGCUGUCUGGUCUGUUCUUGGUACAUUUAUCGCUGAAAUAGCUGAAAACAAAAAUCGAGGUUUCCUAGGAAGUUUUCCUGGGAUAGCAUCAAAUAUUGGAAGCUUGAGUGUGUACGUUAUUGGUCCUUAUACGAAAAUAUGGCAAUUCAGCAUUGUGCAAAUUGUUCCGAUCAUAUUAUUUUGCAUGACUUUUGGCUUUCUUGUUCCCGAUAGUCCAUACGACUUAAUCGUCAGGGGAAAAUCUGACCUAGCCGAAAAGAGCUUGAAGAAGCUAAGACAAACCGAUAAGGUGGGAAAAGAGUUACUAUUUGUGCAGGAAACAGUGCAACGGGGAAACGAAUGUAAAAUACAAUUUGCUGAGUUGAUUAAAGAUCGUGGUUUCCGUAAAGGACUAACUAUUAGCACGACUUUAAUGAUAUUCCAACAACUUACUGGAAUUUUAGCAGUCGUCAGUUACGCAGAAACAAUAUUUAGACUUGCUGGCGAUUUUAUUCCGCCCUCAAUUUCUCCCAUGAUUCUCGGUGUUGUUGCUACCACUAGUCAGUUGAUCAGUUCUAAACUCAUAGAUAAAAUGGGAAGAAAAAUGUUAUUUUCAGGUGCCUGUAUAUCAGAAGCUAUAUCUUUGUUUGCAUUGGGUUUCUAUUUUUUCCGGUUGAACCAUGGACUAGACGUAUCUGCGAUUUCUUGGGUGCCUAUUGCGAGUUUAGCUAUUUUUAUGUUUUCCUUCAAUUCCGGUCUAGGGAAUAUCCCCUGGAUUGUUACAGGAGAAAUAUUUAGCUCUAAAGUGAAACCCAUUGCUUCUACUAUAACGGCGUUAAGCAAUUUCAUUGUUUCGUUCCUGAUAGUUAUAUGCUUUCCAUAUAUGAUUGAAUACUUUGGGAUGGGUCCUACUUUUUGGUUUUUUGGUAGCUGCAUGGUUCUAGGAGCGAUUGUCUGUAUCUGGCUUUUACCGGAAACCAAAGGAAAAAGUUUUUUGGAAAUUCAAGAUUUGUUGAAAAAUUAAUGUUAAUAGAAUCAGGGUUUUAAAUGAAUAUUUUUAUUAAAGGACUGAUAAGACUUAAAAACACGCAUCACUGUUAUGACAAUAGAAAUAGCUUUAACUAGGAGAUGUGUGAUUUGUUAAUAAAUAGUAUUUUAGUUUAUAAUCAUAACUUUAAUAAAUAGUAAGUAUUUCCCAAAAUUAACCCAAGAGUCGAAUUAAAUAGAAAACAUAGUUUUUAGACUUUAGAUUGUUAUAAAUUUUAUAACUUUAGAAUCAGAAAGUAUAUAGGAUAGGGUUAUUUAUGCAAUAACACCCAUGACCAUCCGGCAUAAAUGUGCCUGGAUUUCGCUAAUAGGCACAGCGUUUAAUUUAUCAAUAUCAGCACCAACUGAAAAACUGCAUUAACAGAAGUAUAUUACAGACUCAAUCUAUUGACAUCAUUAACAAAGAGAUCUCACAGCAAAUUCCAGAUAUGGCACAAAAAGUGGCAGGUAAAAAUUAAAAGAAGAUACAUAUACUUUCUAAAGAAACUAUAGACCUUAUUCAGAAACGCAAGUCAGUAAACGUUACAAAAUGGAAAGAGUUAGAAAAUGCUAGAAAGAUAAUUUUGCAGUCGAGUUCACAUUACAAAACUUUUAAACGAGAAUAACCGAUGUUAAUGUGACUCCGAUGAAUCACAAGAACGGAAGAAAUAAAAAGAAUAACAGAAUACUUCUAUCGAUCUCUAUACAUAUAAAAGCAAAGUCGCUCCACCGCCAGGUGAAUCAAACGAAAAACGAAAAAAGAUACUUAAUGUGGGCUCCGAAGAAAUCCCAGAUUCAACCAGUGGAGAGAUUAAAACAGCUAUGUCAAAAAUGUCAAAGGGAAAAUUGUCAAAGAGAGAGAGGAAGAACAGGAGAAGAUGGGAUCAUAUUGAAAAUGUCGAUAAACGGAGGAAUAUUUUUAAAUUUUAUUUUAGUUUAAUAUAAUUGCAUGAUUUUGCAAUAUAAACAAGUACGCCGUAUUUGAAUCUUCCAAGGAUUGUAAAAAUCAACAGACAAGUGAAUGUUUUGUUGAGGCGUUUUGAAAAAUUUUGAAUAUAAAAGCAAAAUUUAGCCUAAACUAUAUUCCUUGGAUAGGCUAUAUCCUUUAUUUGCUUUUGCAUUCAUCAUAUAGAUUAUGAGUUGUUUGUAGUUUAAACUAAUUUUUAUGGAUUUAAGCUCGUUUUGUUUGCAAGCCGUAGCUCUGCUGUCGAAAUCAAGGUGAUUAAAUGUUUUCUGUUCUUUAGAAAAUAUAGUAUACACAGU
Messenger RNA from Dendroctonus ponderosae (mountain pine beetle), 2696 nucleotides. Its product is annotated as facilitated trehalose transporter Tret1. Gene Ontology annotation, biological process: transmembrane transport. The transcript has 2 exons. Gene Ontology annotation, cellular component: membrane. Lineage: Eukaryota; Metazoa; Arthropoda; Insecta; Coleoptera; Curculionidae. Bases 55 to 1431 code for a protein of 458 amino acids. Gene Ontology annotation, molecular function: transmembrane transporter activity. The record is from RefSeq and is a predicted model, not a curated record.